GCAAUUUACAACGAGUUGUCAAAGAGGAAAUUGGUGAAACGAGCCGCACCACCGCUCGAGCCAUUUUUUCCCGGGAAAUUAUUCGCAAAUUGCCCCAAGCCCGGGGGGUAGUUGAUAUUUAUUUGGAAAAUUCCUAUUUAGAACAAAGUGCGGUGGAAAAUUACCAUGUCCCAGACCUUUUGCUCUAUAAUCCCAAAAAAUCAAUCUUUUUUCACAACAGUUUACACGAAAAAUAUUCCCAAUUAAACAAAUUAGAAGCCGAAUUUGUUCAAGAAUUAGAUAAACGAGAAAAUGACGGAGAAUUAUCGGCUGUUUAUCAGGAAAACUUGGAGGAAAUGAUUGUUAAAAUGUUGGAAA
This is a messenger RNA of Racocetra fulgida, 357 nucleotides long. The record is from the annotation of a GenBank genome assembly. NCBI's taxonomy places the organism in Eukaryota, Fungi, Glomeromycota, Glomeromycetes, Diversisporales, Gigasporaceae.